Cetraspora pellucida is the source of this 485-nucleotide messenger RNA. NCBI's taxonomy places the organism in Eukaryota, Fungi, Glomeromycota, Glomeromycetes, Diversisporales, Gigasporaceae. The record is from the annotation of a GenBank genome assembly.
ACCUACCAAAGGAACACGUAAUCUUGGCUAUUGUCAUGAAAAAGGAAUCGGUGUUGAAGAAGACGAACAGCCGACCUUGGAAUGUCAAGCCUGACAACCGUUACGAGAAUGAAGCAUGUUCAGAACAAGCGAAGGAUGGUAAUAUGACUGGACAAUUCGACCUCGUUGGAGAAAUUUCAGGUGAAAAAAAGGAUGAAUUGAACCAAGUCGAAUUCGUACCCCCACAAGGCUUGAUACUUGAUGCUGCUUCCAGUAAAAUCGAGAAAUGGUCUAUGGAAAAUGGUGAAGAACGAAAGAAGGGCCCCAAAAAGUAUACGUCAUGGGAGGUAUUGAGUAGGAAACCUUGCCCUAGUAAAAAUAAGGAGAAGACAAAGUGGGAUGAAAGCCAACCUAUUAAGAAGAAUCGAGUGAAAAGAUCCACCCUAUACAUACCGCAAUGGAACGAAACCUUGGUAUAUGACCCUGGAGAAAGACGCCAUAACUAA